GUUUCAGGAUUGGAUAAAUCUAAGGGGCUUAGGUGUUUAAGCAUUUUGUUUAAAAUCUUGGAUGAGUCAGGUGCUUUACCAUCAGCUAGAAAAUUGAUGAUUGAGUAUCAUUCAUCAGCUGAGG
This is a messenger RNA of Funneliformis caledonium, 124 nucleotides long. The record is from the annotation of a GenBank genome assembly. Lineage: Eukaryota; Fungi; Glomeromycota; Glomeromycetes; Glomerales; Glomeraceae.